GCCGUCACAAUGGUCUUGUCACAAUGGACAUAGGAGACCUGUCCAGUCACGCCUCCCUCUCUCAUUCUCUACCCCAACUUCACCCUGAAGUCAUCAGGGCCCGCCGCCUUUCCUAUCCAUUGCCUUGAGUCGUUCGCCAUUGUCUGUAGCGACGAGCGCGAUCUGGCUAUGUUUCUUCCUACUCCUCCCAGCACAGCGCAUCGCGCCGACAAAGAAAAUCGUCCUAUUGCCUCAUCGUGGCAUGUGAUAUGGUCGUCUACCGACAAGAUUCACCCUCUUUCUAGUCUACCACGCGUUCCACAAAUUCGCAGCGCGUCCAAAGACCAUCCAACGAAGUCGAUCCUGAAGAAACCGUCGCGUUUAUCUCCGAUUCCAGAGAUGAGCAAACGAGAGAUCACACCAGAACCCGGCUCUCCCCAGGAAAACGACAAGUACCUGGUGACACCGCUGUCGAAAAUCGUUGCCUCUGAUCCCUCAAUGUCGGACCUCAUCGAAUCCUACUCAAUCUUAACGGCAAGGCUUCGGUCCUGUAUUCAUGACGUGGAUGAAGUCAAGUCAUCGUGGCCUCUUUUUGAUCCACUAAGAGAACGCCGAGCGAAGCUUGCAAAUGCCAUCGUCAGAGAUGUAGGAAGGGCGCUGGUGGAUCCCCUUGGAGGUGCGUUGACGGAGAAAGAACAGAGCAGGGUCCUCCUCCCAUCACCGAAACAAAGUCCCAAGAAAAAGAGAGGAAUGGAUGCGGACCAAGUAAAAUACGCCCGCGAUCUCUGUACGACCACCCAUGCUGUCAUCAAGUUUCUGGGUUUUGUCCUUACAAUACCUGCCAUUUCUGAGAUCUUCACAGACGCUGAGCUACGGUCUGUGAUGACCAGCGUCUUGGCUAUACCGCUUGCCAAAGAGCUCCCUACACUAUAUACGCGCAAAACGUGUGCGCUAUCUAUCUGGCUCAUUCAAGUCCAACGACUUCCUGCAGAAGUUCUCGAGCCCGCUGCCGAUCGAAUCGCCUACGCGCUCUCGCGUGGCAUCGAUGGUGAGUUAGGAAAAGAAGGUAAAAAAGGUUCUGCAAAUGAUGGACUAAAGGCCAUUCAUGAUCUAUCUCUGCACCAACCCUCAAUAUUCGUGCCUGCAUUUGCGAAAAUUAUCCCGUCUGUCUUCACAAACCUGCUCAGUCCAAGCAUCGUUUUACGUCUGCAAGCGUGCCAUGCCCUUGGAGGUCUUGCCAUGGCCAGCUCGACCCUUCCCGCAUCGGAAAUGCACUCAGAACUUUCAGAAAGUGUCGCAACAUUCCUCACAACUACUCCUCCUAAACUGUCGCCGUCCAAAAACAAAAACUCUCUUGCUCAUGCUGAAGCACCCAUCGUUCGAACGUUGCGAACAACCCUUAGCGCUACGGACCCUCUACAUGUCGCCCAUGGACCGGUUUGGGGUCUUCACAUCCUUGCAAGCUUCCUAGCCCUGCUUCGUUCCAGAGUCUAUGAGGAUCAAGUGAUAUUCCGUAUCAUCUCCGCUCUCUUUCAGUUGCCAAUGAGACACAAGAAGAACUCGGUUCGAGGGCUGCUGUGUGUUGUCUGGCGCGUCAUUACCUGGGUUUAUUUCCAGCCUCGCCUCAUCUCGUCUGAUGAGCCGACUUCGAGUACCGGGUCUGCUCACCAGCUAGUGUCCACUCGAGAAAAUUGGUGGAAGUUCGUGAAGACGAUCGUAUCGAUGCACGCAGGCAUUAGCACCCUCGCUGCAUUGUUUGGCAGUGGCGCCACUUCCGAGGUCAUGGAUCGGGCCGUUGACCUACUCGAGCAUAUGAUGCACAAGCGUGAUUCGACUUUCAAAGACGCCCUUGCAGUCAUGAGGCGGCUCAUAGGCUUUGAAACGCCCGACGUUGAAUGGGACUGGGGACUUCUAACACCGCAUUCUCUGUUCUCCUCUAAUCCUGGUCUUCUUACUGUCGAUUUCACGUCUUUACAGACCGUUGUUUCGCCUAUGUAUGAAGAAUGCGCGGGUGUCGAUGAUAUACGCUCUUUAAGCAAGGAGGAGUUGGUGGACGGUCGCAUCUUGACUGCUUUCUUUAACGCUUGGCGAAAAGGCCUCGCAGGCUUCGGACUGAACGAUGCAGGGACGAUAUCCGAAGUCACAUUGACCUGGAAGUAUCUCCUCCAUGCCCAUUUGAUCACUCACGAAGAGUCUGGGCGCUAUAUAAUAGACGAAGUCGCUCAAAUGGCUGUCGAGACAUUAGAAGACAUCCUCAAAGACUCGAAUGUGACAACGCAUGCUCCUUCCCCUUCAUCUUCUCCGGUUAACACCCCCAUCAAGAUCCCUCGUUGUACUCCCGCUGCUCUUCUCAAGCUCAAAGUUGUUCAAGAUCUAUGGACUGUCACACGCGAGCUGAUACCAAAGGGUAACCUAUGCGUUGCAAACCGUCUUCUCGCCUGUUUGAUGAAGAACGAGUCUGACUUGACAGAUGGCGAUGAAUGCGUGAGAAAGGAGUGGGCUUCGCUAUGUGCUCAAGUGGCUGUGGUAUGUGAAUUAGAGGAACUGAAAGCUUUCUGGUCAUUUGUGGUGGAUGCAGAGAUACCUGCAUGGAAGUGGAAUUGGUCUGAAGCCGUUAGAAGCAUUGUCUGGAGAGGUUUUACCAACGUCUGGCACCACGAAGGCACUUGGGAGGGUAUCAUCGUUCUCCUGAACGUUCCAUUCUUACGAGAACACGUUUGGGAUCUAACUGACGAUGACUUCAGGGAAUGGGAAUCCCUCCUCGGUAUAGGCGUUGAGAAGGCAUUUGACUACGGCAUGGAUGCGUCUGAGUUCAUCGACUCUGUCGCCGCAAAUGUCUCACAAAGUCUUGAUCCAACCUUCACGUCGGCGACAAGGAUAACGGACGCGGUUAUAUCUCGCGUUGACAUGGCAGACGUUCGACAAAUACCCACAUCAUUAGUUGACCUUGUCAGUGAGACACUACGGAUGAGUUAUCCUCCAGAGCCGAGCAAUAUGACGACAUCAUUCUGGAUGGUUAGGUCGCUGGUCCGCAUGCUGGAGACCUGUCCUCCGGAAUUGAUCUCUAAUGUCCUCAGUAUCUUACAAGAAGGACUAUCUUUAUGGAUAUCGGAUGAGUUCAAAGCGUUCAAGCUGUCGGACUAUUCAGGCGAUAUCCUGUCUUUGUACGAGGUGGUCCUCAUGUCCAUGCAAAAUCUUCCGCGCGACCAUGAGAACCUCGCACACUUCGGCGUUCUCAUUGAAGCCGUCUUUUAUGGACGCGAAGACAAACCUCAAGGAAUAUUUGACGCUUUCACCGAUUUCUGGCAGGAUACGUUCUCGACGAAGAUCCCGCUGGGUGGUUGGCCUCAAAAAGUUCGAGCAUUCUUCGGUAUAUGCGAACCUCUCGAGGGGCCAGACCCGGACGAGUUGACAUUGCAUGACACAUGUCCCCAGGGAGAAGCAGUCGAAGAAACGCCUCUGGAGUUGAUUAUGUUCACAACCCCUCCCUCCUCUCCCAUUCAAACACCCGUGCGCCCUCACAAAUCCCCGACCACGUUUUCUCGACAUUUCGACAUCAUGCUAUACUCCCCUGAAUCCCCCACUCUUUCUGGAAGAGCUUCACGUAGAUCAAGCGCCGGAAAAAAAGUCAAGUCGGUUGAUAAUAAGGAGAAUGUACCACUUAGUACACCAGUCACGCGAUCUGUCAAGGACAAACGUCGUUUGUCGAGUGACAGCAAUGAGGGACCAAUCCCAAAGAAGCGAAAAUCCAGGCAUGUCAAGGAAUCUCCGAGCACUGAAGACAAGAUCCAGAAAGUUUUAGCCAUCAAUGUGUAUUCGCCCAAUUCCGAUGUAUUCUCAUCUGGUGGCUCAAGUUCGGGAAGGAGAAAAAGAAUCAUUAUGGAAUCAGUCGAGGUUCCAACGUUAAGAGAGGUUAACCGUAGACGGUUAGUCGGGUCAGGGAAAGACCUUGAUUCGUCGCCUCUAGGAUCAUUCGAUGAUAUGCUUUUCCGGGAGAUUGGAAGGAAACGCUCGGGCUCGAGCUCUUCAAGUUUUGGGUCUAACUGUUGUGAUGACUCUGCUUCCCCCCCUACCAUGGAGCCCGCUUCGUCUGAUGACGAUCCACACUAUGGGCAGGUCACGCCUCACCAUCUCAUUUCACCCGACAUUCCCUCCCGCCGGACAGAAGAUAAUAGACAUGACCAGGACCCUCCCAGCGAUGAUUCAGUUGUAUGUCCUAGUCCGACUAAGGACGUAAUCCAGAGGCGGCUGCAAAGACGGUCGUCAGGGUCUCCAAAAACGAUUUAUUGAUCAAGUCCGAUUCUUUCGCUCUGAAUAACACCCUUUGCUUUGUAUGUUUAUCGCUUUAAAUUAUCAUCGUUAUCAUCCCUUGUUACUUGCAUACCUGUAGUUGUAGUUUUGUCAAAGUUUUGUUCAAAAUCUUAUCAAUUUCGGCUGAAGCGG
Molecule: messenger RNA, 4422 nt
Organism: Guyanagaster necrorhizus
Lineage: Eukaryota; Fungi; Basidiomycota; Agaricomycetes; Agaricales; Physalacriaceae
Exons: 8
Coding region: 169-4269 (1366 amino acids)
Source: RefSeq, a predicted model, not a curated record